UUGCUCACAAUCAGACAGGCAGAUGGACAAAACUGUCUCCUGAUGGGAGCUCUAGGGUUGAAGGACACCGUAAAGCGCAGCAGCUAUCGGUUUAAAUCAGUUAAAUUUGGCCCCGGUGGCCUCUUCGGUGAUGCAGGUAAACACACCAAGGCUGAAAACGCCCGCAGGCCGCCGCUUUGGCAGCUGUCUCAUCGGCAGAGUCCUUCCGGAAAUUCUUUGCAGUUUUUAAACGGCAAGAACGUGGAUUUACUCAAGAACUGUCUAUGAUUUCAGGAUUUUCAUGAGUCUUUUUGCCAACUAAUGCCUGUUGUCUGUGUUUUCCUGGACACAAUAUGCUAUUUGUAAAGAAGACAGAGGGAACUUAAUCACCACCUACUUAUAAUUUAAAUGCGCUGUACACUUUGCCAAUAAGACCAAAGCCUGUGUGUAGCCGUCCUCUUUUACGCGGAGUGGGGCUUUUUGCGUAUUUGCGCACUGGAAAUCUUAAAGUCGUAAAAGUCCGAGUCGAGUCUCUGUUACAACAUGAGACCACAGUGUAUGUACCAGAGUCCGGCCCGGCCUUCAUGAGAACCCGCGUGCCGCGCUGCUGUGGCUCGGACCGGGACGGACCGACAGAGGAGCCGCGGCAGAGAUGGUGGCCAACCUGAGCGCACCGGCAGAGGAGGCGGCGGGGUCGGGACACAACCUGCCGGCGCUGGCGUUUGGUGUGGUGCUGAUCGUGGUCAUCAUCUGCGGGAACCUGCUGGUGUGUCUAAGCGUGUUCACGACGAAGGCGCUGAAGACCACCACCAACUACUUCAUCGUAAGUCUGGCGGUGGCGGACCUGAUGCUCGCGGUCCUCGUGCUGCCGCUCUUCGUCUACUCAGAGUUCCAAGACGGUGUGUGGACUCUCCGCACCACCAUCUGUGACGCCCUGAUGACCAUGGAUGUGAUGCUGUGCACUGCCUCUAUCUUCAACCUCUGUGCCAUCAGUGUGGACAGGUUCAUUGCCGUAUUGAUACCUCUGAACUACAACAGGAAGCAUGUGGACCUUCGUCAGGCAGUGUUGCUAUCGGCAACCUGGAUCCUAGCCAUGGCUGUGGCCUCACCCAUCAUGUUUGGCAUCAAUGACGUGCCGGGCCGUGACCCCAGCGAGUGUAAACUGGAGAAUAAUGACUAUGUCCUCUACUCCUCCGUGUGCUCCUUCUUCAUCCCUUGUCCCAUCAUGCUGCUGCUGUACUGCGGCAUGUUCCGCGGACUGCACCGCUGGGAGGAGGCACGGAAAGCUAAGCUGAAGAGUAGCAUUCAGGCCUGUCGCAAGCUGCAGGAGGCCGCCGCCUCACUGCCUCCUCUUGCAUCGCUUCCACCUCCGCUGCCGCCAAUCAUAGAGCGGGAACUAACAGAUACACCAGAGGAGCCAUCCACGUUCCCAUCCACAGACCGGCCGCACCAGUCAGACUGCAAGGACGGCCUUGUGCCAACAGUGAGCUUUGCAGAGAUAAAGUUCAACCCCAACCCUCACAGAAGAAAGAGGGCCAAGAUCAACAGCCGAGAGAGGAAGGCUAUGAAGGUGCUUCCUGUAGUUGUGGGUGCCUUUCUCUUCUGCUGGACUCCUUUCUUUGUCCUUCACAUAAUGCGAGCUCGGUGUGAAGGCUGCCACAUCCCGCCGGCCCUGAUGAGCGUGGUGACGUGGCUCGGUUACGUCAACAGUGCUCUCAACCCUGUCAUCUACACCAUCUUCAACACUGAAUUCAGGAACUUUUUCAAAAAGUUUCUGCAUCGCUGCUGCUCCUAGGACACCCAGAGACAUUGAUGAUUUUUAAAACACACGACAGCUGCAAAUUUGACUAUUGAUGUACUGUCUUUAGCCUGUUUGUGUUGCCACGGUUUUUCUUCCUCUGUGAGGUUUUUAUUUUUUUACAUUCAAAGACAACAACGUUUAUUUGAGCUUCGGUUUUCCUGUGAAGCAGCUUCAGUCUGAGGACCAGACGGCUCAGCGGAUCCACAGCAGUUUCACGUGCAGUCACUUUUAUAUGUUGAGAUUCAACUUUUCUGAAUUAAAAUUUUCU
Melanotaenia boesemani (Boeseman's rainbowfish) is the source of this 2048-nucleotide messenger RNA. Its product is annotated as D(4) dopamine receptor-like. Lineage: Eukaryota; Metazoa; Chordata; Actinopteri; Atheriniformes; Melanotaeniidae. Gene Ontology annotation, biological process: adenylate cyclase-inhibiting dopamine receptor signaling pathway; adenylate cyclase-activating adrenergic receptor signaling pathway. Gene Ontology annotation, cellular component: plasma membrane. The record is from RefSeq and is a predicted model, not a curated record. Gene Ontology annotation, molecular function: G protein-coupled receptor activity; dopamine neurotransmitter receptor activity, coupled via Gi/Go.